CCGAAUCAAAACAAGCCCGAGACCCGCCUUUUCCCUCAGGCUCCCGAGCGUCUCGCUCCGCUCGCGGGCCCGUUGCGCUCGCGCGGCUGCGAGCCUCGGGUGGCCGCGCGUGGCCGCCCGCGCCGGCUCCUGGAAACCGGGGAGGGCGCGGCGGCCAGGAUGGCGCGGCUCGGGCCGCACGGCGGGGCGGGUGCCUGAGGAGAGCGGCCGGCCCCGCGCUCUCCACAGCCGCCCGGGCGCCGCGGGGAGCAGCCUCCGUGGGUGCCGGGCACCAGGACCCCCUCGAGCGGGCCGGGGAGAUGCCCAACCCCAAGAACAGCAAAGGCGGCCGCAAAAACAAGCGCGCCAAUAGCAGCGGGGACGAGCAGGAAAAUGGAGCCGUGGCCUUGGCGGCGGGUGCGACAGGCGCGGCGGCCGGAGGGGCCCUGGCGGCGGCGGCGGGCUGCGGGGCGGUGUCACCGGGCGCGGUGGGCACCGGCGGCGCGGCGGGCCCGGGAGGUGCGGGCGCGGGCGCCGCCAACGCCGCCAGCGCUGCGGGGGCUGCAGGCGCGGGAGACGCCAAGAACGAAGCUCCUUGUGCCACGCCCCUGAUCUGCAGCUUUGGGAGGCCAGUGGACCUGGAAAAGGAUGACUACCAGAAGGUGGUGUGCAACAACGAGCACUGCCCGUGCAGCACCUGGAUGCACCUGCAGUGCUUCUAUGAGUGGGAGAGCAGCAUCCUGGUGCAGUUCAACUGCAUUGGCAGGGCCCGCAGCUGGAACGAGAAGCAGUGCCGCCAGAACAUGUGGACCAAGAAGGGCUACGACCUGGCUUUCCGCUUCUGCUCCUGCCGCUGUGGGCAGGGCCACUUAAAAAAGGACACAGACUGGUACCAGGUAAAGCGGAUGCAAGAUGAAAAAAAGAAGAAGUCUGGGUCAGAGAAGAACUCAGCAAGGCCUCCAGGGGAGGCUGGGGAAGAGGCGAAAAAAUGCAGGCCCUUGAACAAGUCCCAGAAAGGCCUGAACCAUGACCUUCCCCGGCGGCAUUCCAUGGACAGGCAGAACUCCCAGGAAAAGACAGUUAAUGCUGCAGCCUAUGGGGCCCGCUCCCCCUGUGGCUCCCCUGGCCAGUCCCCACCCUCUGGUUACUCUAUCCUCUCCCCAGCCCACUUUAGUGGUCCCCGCUCCUCCAGAUACCUUGGGGAAUUCUUAAAGAAUGCCAUUCAUCUUGAGCCUCACAAAAAGGCCAUGCCUGGGGGCCAUGUGUUCAGAAAUGCCCACUUUGAUUACAGUUCGGCUGGGCUGUCUGUGCACAGGGGAGGACACUUUGAUACCCCUGUACAGUUCCUGCGGCGAUUGGACCUCUCUGAACUCCUCGCUCACAUCCCCAGGCAUAAGCUGAACACUUUCCAUGUUCGAAUGGAAGACGACGCCCAAGUGGGCCAAGGCGAGGAUCUACGGAAGUUCAUUCUUGCAGCCCUCAGUGCCAGCCACAGAAAUGUUGUAAACUGCGCUUUGUGCCACCGGGCACUUCCUGUGUUUGAACAGUUCCCACUAGUGGAUGGAACUCUGUUCUUAAGCCCCUCAAGACAUGAUGAGAUUGAAUAUGAUGUUCCUUGUCACCUUCAAGGGAGACUCAUGCAUCUGUAUGCAGUGUGUGUGGACUGUCUGGAAGGGGUUCACAAGAUCAUCUGCAUCAAGUGCAAGUCCCGGUGGGAUGGCAGCUGGCACCAGCUGGGCACCAUGUACACCUACGACAUCCUGGCUGCCUCUCCCUGCUGUCAGGCCCGUCUGAACUGCAAGCACUGUGGCAAGCCUGUGAUCGACGUACGGAUCGGAAUGCAGUACUUCUCUGAGUACAGCAAUGUCCAGCAGUGUCCACACUGUGGAAACCUGGACUACCAUUUUGUGAAGCCAUUCUCCUCCUUCAAAGUUCUUGAAGCUUAUUGAUGAAAGCUUUGCUUUAGUAAUAGCUAUUUUAUUGAUAUUAUUACUUUACUACAUAUCUUUUAUAGGGGAGCAUUCUGUGACAUUAAUUUCUUUUCUAAUUUAAAACAGAGUUUACUUUGUAUAUUUGUGCCACUAAAAUGAGGGCUGCCCCUUGCCCUUUCUUAAUUCCCAAAUGUUGGUGUGUGGUUAAGACUGGAGUGCAAAUGGGAAAUUGGACUGAUUUUGGUUGGUAGGGUUUCAGUCUCGUGCAGAAUCUCUGAUGCAGUACUGGGGUAGUAGGAAGGAUGGGUGCCAUUUAGGUGUGGGAUUCUGUGGUGAAGCUAAAGGUGUGGUAGGAGUUGGGAGGAAGCUUUUUCUAAUGUUAGCUCUCUUGAGAGACCCACUGUUAAAUGUUUGGGCCUUGGGAAAAAUAAGUGACAAAUGAAUGUAAGUCUAAACCUGGAGAGCCAGUACUGCAUUAGGCUACCUGGACUCUGUUCUUCUGUUCAGGGUGAGGUCAGCUUACUCCCACUGAUAGGUGAUUUGAGAAUAGUUCUGAGUGCUUUCUUUGUCAGUUUGUAUAAUUUAACAGUUUUCAUACCGGAAAUAAUAGCCAAAUUAUCUGACACUUGAAAACUGUUGCUGUUGUAAAUGUUUUAGGUGAGCUGAAUAUAACAGGUCUUGUGAAGUGAAAUUGGAAACGAUGAAUACUGAAUCAAGAGGGCAGAAAGCAGAACGUGGUUAUUUGGAUCGUGUCUCUAGAACCUACAGAAAAUUUGCACAUGCUGUAGGUUUGGUGGCCAUCGUUUACAGAUUGCAUUGCUGAAGCAGUUGCUUGGUAUCCAGAUCUUCUGAGGCAAACCUCUUAACCUAACUGCUGUGCUCCAGAACCAGUCAUGGUACACUUCUCAUUGUAUCUACUGCCACAUUAGCCCACUUAAUACUGAGUUCCCCAAAUCAGAGUUGACCUAGGAAGGAAGGGGAAAUUGGUUAGAAUGAUGAAGAACAGUUUUUAUUCUUUUGAAAGUAUGUUUCAUUUUGGUAGCAGUAAUGCAAAGAGCAUAUCUGAAAAUAGAUCAUCCUAAAGAUUUCCAUGAUGCCUCACUGUUUCUUAAAAAAAAAAAGUUGCAUACAGAACACCAGGUAUUCCAAAGUUCACUAGGACUUGGAUACUUGAAUGUGCUGAAGAUAUCCCUUAUAGAAUUAGAAUUAGAGAAUUGCUUCUCAUGAAGGAAUUUGGUAAUUUCAAGUAUGAUACAGAAAUAUACAUUAAAAGACUACUAAAAAUAACUGUUUUAUGAAUAGGCAAAUUUGGGGUUCAUGUAAAUAUUUUAUAUCACUUGGUUUAUGCCAUCCUAGGGGGCUUUUCUUUUCAUAAUUGUCUAAACAUUAUUGCCAAUGAGUUUUACGUUCUACAGAAGUCUUGGUGUUUAAUUUGAAACAACAGCAUUUAAGAACCUAUGCUAAACUAAAACUUUUGUCAGUUGGUUUGUUACUUCUGGUUUUGUGUUUGAUGAUCUGAAAAGUUUCAUAAUCUGCAAGAAAUGCUGAAGUUGCAUAGGACAAACAAUAAUCAUUAUUGAUCAGAUGGUGUUUAAUACAACUACGUUAGAUCUAUAGGAUAUAAUAUUUGCAAAUUUGUCUUUGAUGCACAAAGCUAUAAUUAUGAGUUAGCUGUUUUCUGUUGUACACUCAAGUUUAAAAUUUUGGUAAGUUUCUAUUCAGAUUCCAUAUUUGUCUUCAUGUUUGUUCCUGAUUUUUUUAGAAUAAAAAAUACUUGUAAUGCUGUUCUUUAACCUAUUGACAUUUUCUAGUAAAACUAUGUUAUUGUUCUGAAGUCAACCUAUCUUUUGCACUCAGUGAGUUCUUUAGAUUGAAAAAACUAAACAAGAACCCAAAACAGUGUGGAACUGAAAGCCACAUUUUAUUCUUGCUCCUUAGUUUGUUUUCUGACCCCCACAUGAAGAAGUUUCACUAUAAUUGGAUAACAUUUGAUUUUGAUGUUAUAUGGAUGAUAAAAUGAGGACUAUAGAUGUGUGUAGUUAUAUACAAAGAGAAACAUGAGCCACAUACUCUAAUACUUAUCAUUUGCUAUAUCAUUGAUUGAUUUGAAUUUUGUCCGAAAAGGAGAAGUUGGCUUAUUUAAAGUGUAAAAUAAAAUUGACUGUACAAUACUUGCUUUAUAGGUAAAUAUUACUUUGGAAAUCUGCUGACCUUAAUGUUUUCACCAAACUUUGCCAGAACGCAUUGGUUAGAAUUGAAAUGUUUCAAGAAAGAUCACCACCGUUUUUGUUGUAGUUGAAUAUUAAAGGGCUUCAGUUGUUUGAGGUUUCUGUCCUGCCUGGUUCUGCAGUUAUUCAUUCCCAAAGAAUCACACAGAGGUCUACAUCAAUUAUAAACUUAUUGGCCCAGAAUCUCAGGCUCUACUUAUUAACUAAUUCUUUUUUUUUUUUUUUUUUGGAUUUUCCGAGACAUGGUUUCUCCGUAGCUUUUUUGGUUCCUGUCCUGGCACUAGCUCUUGUAGACCAGGCUGGCCUCGAACUCACAGAAAUCCACCUGCCUCUGCCUCCUGAGUGCUGGGAUUAAAGGCGUGCACCACCACCGCCUGGCUUAACUAAUUCUUAUAACUAAUAUUAGCCUAUAAUUCUUGUCUGUGUGGGCCACGUGCCUUGGUACCUUUUUUUGCGAGGCAGUCACAUCUUGCUUUCUCUGCAGCUGGGUCAUGACUGGAGACUGAGCAUCCCUCUUCCCAGAAUUCUCCUGUUCUCAUUGUCCCACCUCUGUUUCCUGCCUGGUCGCCCUGCCUAUACUCCAUGCCUGGCUACUGGCCAAUCAGCAUUUUAUUAUAAAUAAUAAAGUGACAGGAUAAGUGACCAUUGUCCCACAGCAUUCAUUCAUCCAGGAGAUCUAACUUCUGUUUUUCUCAUGAGUAGUAUCCAGUAAUUUGUAGUUUUGAGGUUGACUAAUAAUCUAAAGUGAUUUUUAUCCAAUUUAACACUUUGAGUCAUUUAUUUUUAAACAGUUCUAUACUUUGAGCAAGUAAAACUUGUCUGCUUCCAUUUUGAGAGAAGCUAAUUUCUGAUCAUUUUCUCUUCAGGCCUUCUCAACUCUCCUUUCUCAUCUGAUCACCCAGUCACAUGGAAAACACUUGGUAACAGUGGUCUUAUACCUUUAAAGGUAGACUUUAUUCCAUGAAAUGGAGGGAUGAGUGAAUUGUUUUCUAGUGUACAAAGGACUUUUUCCAGCAUUCUUUAAUUUCCAAUUUUUGUAAAAAGGGGUUCAUUUUUCUAAGUAAAGGAAAUUUUCAUACCUUUUUGGGAAAAAUUAACUUAUGACAGAAGAGUAUUAUAUGUUUAAAUGCUAAAACUUAACAUUGGUUCAUAACUUGCUAGACUGCCUUCCUGAGUAUUUCACAUUGUCUUACAGUACCAGUGCUAACUGUGCAGUCUGCACUGUGCCUGUUUUCUAACUUGUUUUAUUUUCUUUUUAAUCUCUUGAAGCACUUAUUGAGUAGUUUCAGUUGGAGGAUCAGGGAAGAGGUGAGGAGAAAGCACUUUUGUUUAGGGUGUGAUUCCCAUAGCAGAAUGCUGCCUAGCUCAGUUCAUCGUCAUACUUUGUUGACUUUAUUAUUUUUCCAGGUAAUGGAAAGACAAUAUAAUGAAUGGACACCGUGAAAACCAGCUCAAAAAUAUGUUGUCUAUAAAGAUUUUUUUGUCAAAAUGUUUGGAUUGCACUUUUGUUGAUGGAAGCCAGUGUAAAUACUUAAAGAAUGUUGGUAAAAUUGAAGCAUUUGGGUUAUGGAAUUGUGUGGUGUUAGAGGGUUUCUGUAUGUGAAAGGUAUGUAUUAAGAAUAAUAAAAUUUUAGAAAUGUUGAA
This is a messenger RNA of Alexandromys fortis (reed vole), 5782 nucleotides long. RefSeq names its product hdc homolog, cell cycle regulator (gene Heca). The transcript has 4 exons. NCBI's taxonomy places the organism in Eukaryota, Metazoa, Chordata, Mammalia, Rodentia, Cricetidae. The coding region runs from base 300 to 1928 and encodes 542 amino acids. The record is from RefSeq and is a predicted model, not a curated record.